This is a messenger RNA of Eriocheir sinensis (Chinese mitten crab), 4000 nucleotides long. Its product is annotated as oligoribonuclease, mitochondrial-like. The transcript is spliced from 6 exons. Gene Ontology annotation, cellular component: mitochondrion. Gene Ontology annotation, molecular function: 3'-5'-RNA exonuclease activity; nucleic acid binding. NCBI's taxonomy places the organism in Eukaryota, Metazoa, Arthropoda, Malacostraca, Decapoda, Varunidae. The coding region runs from base 79 to 804 and encodes 241 amino acids. The record is from RefSeq and is a predicted model, not a curated record.
ACAACAACAUCGGGCGGUGCGGCGGGAGGAGGGGAGCUGUCAGGAACGAUACACUCAACGCUCCUGUGACCUUCAGCCAUGUCCUCCGAGCCCACCAAGGAUCCUGAAGGCGGGGAGGACGUAGGGGAAGGCAUGGACUCUGAGGACGGGGAGGACCCUGAAGACCUAGGCGAAGAGGAGGAGGAGGAAGAUGAGGAAGAGGAGGACAUGGACUCUGAGGAAGAUGAAACUGAGGACCCCAGCUUGCAGGAGAAGAUAGUUUGGCUUGAUAUUCAGGUAACAGGGCUUGAUGUGGACCAGGAGGCCAUAAUGGAGGUGGCAAUAGUGGUGACCAACAGCCUUCUUAAUGUGCUGGUUGAGAGCCCCAAUCUUGUACUCAAGGUGGAAGACAACAUUCUGAAUGAAAUGAAACAACCGUAUAAGGAUCAGCACUCAAAGACCGGACUGCUUGAGAGAUGCAAGAAGAGCGACCUUUCACUCAAGGAUGCUGAGGACAAGUUGAUGGAGUUUUUGGUGCAGCACACAGAAAAAGACAAGGCACCUCUGGCUGGUAAUUCUGUUCAUGCUGACAAGAAGAAAUUUUUGGUGAAGUAUCUGCCCAGAGUGAUGGAUCACCUCCAGGACCGUGUUGUUGAUGUCAAGAGUGUAAAGGAUUUGUGCAAGAGCUGGUACCCAGAUGAAUUCAAGUCUGCCCCCAUCACAAAUGAGUCCAACACUGAAGUGCUGGAAAAGGUCAGGGAGAGCAUUGAAGAGCUGAAGUAUUACAAGGCAACUUUGUGCAAUGCUGUGAAUGUACAACUGUGAAUACAGAAUCCUUUGACCAAUGAAGGAUACAUGUAAGUUUAGUCACCAUAAUCAUAAUCAUCGUCAUCAUUACCAUCAUCGUCACCAUCAUCAUCACCACUGCAAGAGAAAUGCCCUUCCCAACAUUGUUCACCUCUCUGCUUCCUAAUCCUUACUUUCUAUCCAUGUUAUACCAAUACUUUUUCUCUCCAUUCCUCAUUUUGCACUUUUUGCAUUUCUCUGAAUCGUUUGUGCAAAAGAAAAAAAAUCUUAAUCAUCAAAGUAUUGUAAGCUCAGUUAUGUUUGUUGUGAAUGUUAGAAGCAAGUGUUUUUAUGUGUUUAACAAAUGGUGCAAAAAAGUCUGCAUAACCAUUCCUAAAGUAAUGCAGUAUUAAUUAAAUACACAAAGUGCUUAACACUAAGCCUAAAUACAUGGCAACAAAAAAAUAAAUGGGAUAUUUUUUCAAUAUUGAAAGUGAAAUGCUAUAAUUUUGUAGUCAUAAACAAGGUAGCUAUGUAUAUGUAACUUAAGUUCCAGCUGUUUAUUAUUUGUUGCACCCUUUUACUCUGAAUAGCUAAAUGCAUAUUCAUUUGCUUUUCAAGCAUCAACUAGUAUGUAUGGUAAUUUUUUUAUUUUUUUAUCAAUCAUUAUAUAUGUUUGUCCAAAAACCUGUUCACUCAUUCAGCCAUUAUUUGUUGCAUUCCUUGCUUCAGAUGCUUAAAAGUAAAUUUGUAGAGCCUACAUAUAAUUUCCUCACCAAUUGGAAUAUCUAUACCAGAACCAUGAUUCAAAUUCAUGUGAUAUCCUUCUAGCCUUGGUGAUAUCAAAGCUAGACUCUAGGGUAGAGGGCAAAGUAUCUGCACUUCUUAAGGUUGGGAGAAUUCUUGGAAGACAAUGCUUUUGCAUGAGUGACAUUGAAAGUAUAAUGAGUGCACAUUUAAAGAGUUUGUGUCUGAAGAUGGAGUUAUUUUCCAAGUGCUGACCCACUCAGAUAUGCAUGGGUUUAAAAUCCUUUCGAAUGUACCACUGAACAUCUGCCAGAUGACCCAAAUAGAGUUGCUGAAGUAGUAAUUAAAAUGAAAUCAAACAACCCCUUAGUUGCCUUUAUUCAGGAUUUGCCUUAAAUACAAAAUUCCCGCUGACAGGUUUGAAGACAGCUAAUGUACUUUUACCAUAUGGUUCAAUGUACUUUUUUUAUGCUGAAUUUUUGGCAAGUUCAAAUGCAGAAAUAGACUGCAGUCAGAAAAUUUUAUCAGCUGUUCACCUGCAAAGCUCUACCAAAUCAUUUUGGAAAUUAUCACAAAUUGUUAGUGACAUUUUCUCAUGAUUGAAUAUCAUUUACAACACAAUAUACAUUUUUCCUGCCAGUACACACCUAGUUUCAACUGAAGGUAUCAUUGUGCUUCUUUAAAUACUGUAUUUUUAGUGUAUUUCCAAUAGAGUAGUCGAAUGAUAUAAUCACUUUAUUUUAAAUAAACGUGAUUGUGACAUUAUAGGCAUGCAACUAUUACUUAAUUUCUUUCAGUGUAUUUGUAUAUACAGUACUUUUCAGUUGUUUCAUUUAUGAUGGCAGUGAAGGUGUCAUUGCAUUCCUAGAAUUAAUAAUUGAUAAUUUCCAACAGAAAGGGUAACCAUAAUGAUUGUAAGUGUUUGUCAUUGUUCUAUUUAUGUCUUUAAAUAAUAAAGGGAAUCCAACAAUAUAAAGUUACAUUAACUGCACUUUAACUUGUAAAAUGAAUAAAUAGUUUUGGGUAAUGAGCUUGACGUCAAGCAUGUUUACACUAUGUGCAACUCUGCACCUGUCUAUCUCUGCUCUUGCUUCUGCUGCAGUAUAACUGCCUAGAAACUUUAUUUAAUUAUUUAUUUGCAAAAGAAACUUACAAUAUCAAAACUUGUUUCAUCUCAAAUGCAGACUUAGAGCAUAUAUUAUUCAACCAGAUAAUGCAAUUUUGACCAAGAUGCAAGACUAAAAGUAAAUGAAUGGAGUUGAUUUGGCCUUAGAACAUUACCUAAAGUUGCAAGUGUGUUAGAAAUAUCUCACGUCUAUGGUGGAAGUAUACUUUGCAGUCCAAUAUUUGAUACCUUGUGAGUUGAAGAAGAGGAAGUUGAUGAGAUGGCAUGUAUUUUAGCAAGUGUAUACAAACAUGUGUAGUACCUGAUACGCCUGAGGGGAAAGCCUCCCAAACUCUCUCUGUGAGGGGGGUACCUUAUUGGCCAACUGGCUAAGGAGUGGCUUUCCCAUCUCGCCGGUCGUGUGUUUGAUCCCCGGCGCUGGUAGCACCCUUUCCGGGUUUGGAUUAAUUUCUUGUGUGUUUCGUAACACGCCGUGCUUGUGUGGUAGUGAAGUGGAAGUCAAGCAAUGCUCAUGUUAAGAGUAGUAACGAUACAAGGAGGGUAUCAGGACACCUCCUCCCUAAAUUGACCCAUCUUUCGGCCACUCCUCUUGACUCUUUUGUAGGAGCAGUGAGUAGCAGGCUUCGUUUUAUCAGUAUUGUUUCCUUUUUGCCCUUGAUCUGUUUCCUCUACUGUUAAAAAAAAAUAAAAAAAUUAAGUAUGAUAUCUGUAGCUAAUUCCGAUGUGUUAAAAGCAUGGAGGUAUAAGGGUCUACCUCCAUGGUUAAAAAGUCUAGCCUGACCUUGACCUAAGUGGUGUUUUGGCUCUGAAGUCGAAUGUAGCGGUUUUAGCAAUGUGUUGGCGGCGGCGAUUGGCACCACUGACGGGGCAAUGUUGUCACAACGGUGCCAGAUUGUCGUACUCAGCCUUCUAUGUUUCCCGAUUUCCGACCCCCAAACUGCCUCCUCGACCCCAAUUACUGCCUUCAUAUAUAGUUAUCGUUAAAAUGGUUAAUUAUUGGUGCUUUUGGGCAAUUGCUAUGGCUCAAAAACCGGUAAAUACGAGGCUCUUGAGUACGAUAGUCUGGCACCGGUGAAUGUUGAUGUUGAUGCUCUCGACGGCGCGGCUGUGUCAACGUGCGUGUGUCGGUGCCCGCUCCAUUAUCAUGUCCUCCGCCGCCCCCACGCCGCCCAAGGUGCCCAGGCUGACGGAGAGACUGGUGUGGGUGGACCUGGAGAUGACUGGCUUAGAUGUGGAGAAGGAAGUGAUCAUGGAGGCAGCUGUUAUUGUGACAGACAGUGACCUCAACAUAGUGGCUGAGGGCCCCAACUUAAUCUUGAAGGUGGAAGAUGAGAUUCUUGAUAAUAUGAAUGACUGGUGCAA